AUGGCUUCAAACGUUUCCUCCUCGGGGAUUACCACCGAUUCUGCGACCGGGGAACGGUACAUUCCCUCCUCGGUCCGCGCUGAUGGGACCAAGCGUCGCGAAAUCCGCGUGCGCCCAGGAUACAAGCCGCCGGAAGAUGUCGAACUCUACAAGAACCGUGCUGCCGCUGCAUUCAAGAAUCGCGGGAAAGGUGGGGUGCCUGGUGCAGAAGCACUGAGCAGUGGGGAGGACAAGACUACGCCGGGAGCCGGGACUGCCGCAAGCAACAAGAACGCCAAGCGCCGGGAGGCGAAGAAGAAAGCCAAGGAGGAAGGGGAAGAACCUGCUGCCGCCGAGAAGAAGGGCUUCGAGUCAGAGAACUGGCGUGCGUCGGCUGGUAAGAAGGACGAAGAGCCUGCCGACGAACCCGUGGAUAUCGAAGCCGAGAAGGAGAAAAAGGCCCGAAACCUCAAGAAGAAGCUGAGACAGGCGCGGGACCUUCGCGACAAGAAGCAUCAGGGCGAGGCCUUGCUGCCCGAGCAACUGGAGAAGAUCAUCAAGAUCCAAGAACUGGUUCGUCAGCUGGAUUCGCUGGGCUUUGACGCCAAUGGCGACAAGAAAGACACCAACGGUAAAGAGAACGCCUGA
Molecule: messenger RNA, 627 nt
Organism: Penicillium alfredii
Lineage: Eukaryota; Fungi; Ascomycota; Eurotiomycetes; Eurotiales; Aspergillaceae
Product: putative RNA binding protein Pym
Exons: 1
Coding region: 1-627 (208 amino acids)
Biological process (GO): exon-exon junction complex disassembly
Cellular component (GO): exon-exon junction complex; cytoplasm
Molecular function (GO): RNA binding
Source: RefSeq, a predicted model, not a curated record